AUACAUAUAUAUCUUAAGCUGUGGAAAUUUUGUUAUUACAUACUUUUGUAGAGUUUGCUUUAGCAGAAAAGGUAAAUGCAAAGCAUUCCGCUUAUAGGAUACACGCACACACACACACACACACACGCACAUUGUGAAGAAUGAAACGCGUUGCUUGUAAAACAACUCCCAAUCGGGAAGCAUCCCGUUGCCAGGGCAAUGCGUGCUGCAGGAUUAUGGAUGUCAAAUCUUGGGUUUUUAGGCGAAAUACUGGCGAUCAGACGACAUGGCUGAGCACGCAGAAUGAAAUGAUUGCCAUUCAGAACAAGUACAUUGACGAGCUGGGCAUCAAUAUAUUCAAUUACAGGGAGCCCCGUUUCGAGGCAAUCGCACAGCCAGACCAAGAAGCAGCAGCUGCAGCAAAUGCACGAGAUGUAGGCGAAAUAAUACCAUCGGCGGCAAUCUUUGAACGUAUUAGUGCGCAAUGCUUGUAUCAAGUCGUUAAGCUGAGUCUGGCAGCGAACCCCUUGGAUGAUGUGAUACGUAUUUUAUGGCCCGGCCUCAGGAGUCGUUUAUAUCGCGAGCGAUUGCACUGCACUAGGCCAAACACAAAGAUCGUAAAGACACAAAAGUUGGACAAGCUGCUGAAUAGCCAACACGUUAAGCAGAUAACCAGCCGAGAGGUGUUCGACAGAGCAAAAGUUUCCAAUCAGCAUCGAAUGCCUCGCCAAAGUCGAGUGGUUAAGGAGGUACAGCGAGCCGCUCGCAAGCAGAGCCAAUUGCUGAUAUGCCUGAAACUGAGCUGGCGCAGGAGACACUGUGUGCCAGGUAGAUAUGUUGAGAUUGAACAAUCGGAAGUUCCAAACACGGAGUCCACGCAAAUCGUCCACUGGAUCAGUGUGGAAAAACAAGAAAUGGCCAGCCCACAGCUGCCUCAAAAACAGCAAAUUUUCACUGGACAUCGCAUUGAAUUCGAGCUGCUUGGGAUUGAAUCAAAAGAGCUGCUCCUAAGGGAAACUGAAAAGCCCGAAAUGCUGACGAUUUCAAUUAACAGCAAUCGCUUGUGGAUCUAUGCAUUCUUCUUCUUUAUAUACACUGUGCUGCUCGUACCGCCCAAUAUUAUUGAGUUUAGCACUUGGUCUUUGGCCGAGGCGUCGAGCUAUCGACAUGGGAAUAGUAACUGUCAGAUAGGGACUACUUUAAGCAAUCUUGGAUCAGCUGCUACAUAGAUUAUGCCCCUAAAUUAGAACUGCAUUUCAUUUGUUGGCAUUGUUGAGUAGAGAAUAAAGUUC
This is a messenger RNA of Drosophila arizonae, 1271 nucleotides long. RefSeq lists its product as uncharacterized. Lineage: Eukaryota; Metazoa; Arthropoda; Insecta; Diptera; Drosophilidae. The record is from RefSeq and is a predicted model, not a curated record.